Messenger RNA from Spizellomyces punctatus DAOM BR117, 1526 nucleotides. RefSeq lists its product as uncharacterized. The transcript is spliced from 3 exons. Lineage: Eukaryota; Fungi; Chytridiomycota; Chytridiomycetes; Spizellomycetales; Spizellomycetaceae. Gene Ontology annotation, molecular function: zinc ion binding. The record is from RefSeq and is a predicted model, not a curated record. Bases 1 to 1467 code for a protein of 488 amino acids.
AUGCAACAGCAGGAGAGAACGUCCACCGAAAAUGACACACAUUUCACAACAACGGUGGAGCUUGUUGGCCUCCAGUUCACCAGGAAAACAGUUGAAACCUAUAUUGCUAACACACGAGCGGUGGAAAGAGGGGGGGCACUUUUGAACAGUAUAUCCCACACUCGUGCAGCGCUCGAAGGGCACGUAUUGAAAUUGGAGGCAAAGUGCAAGGGAACGGCUCAGUAUGACAUUGUUGUUCGACUUAACGUCGAGACGCAAGAUGUGGUUGAUGCAACAUGCACCUGUCCGGUACCGACCAAAGGAAAGUGCAAACACUGCGCCGCUGUAAUGCUACUAUUUUGUGCGCGGUAUGAAGACUUUUUGCCAAAGAGUAUUGAAUCUAGCAACAUCGGGCAUCCGGAGAGAGGAACUGGAUCAUCAAUACCGCGCACACCACAGAAACCAGCAGUAUUGAAAACUCCUCUCUCUACUCCAGCAAAGCGAAAGCUGCCGUGGAACACUAAUGAUGGGCAGAAGAGAGUAAAAAAGACCAUACCUGCGAGUUCUACGUCAACGCAGAGCAACGCAGCAAGUCCCAAGCAAGCCGGAACGCAUCCCGCACAAGCAAAGAGCACACCAGUCUCCAAAGAACAAACACCCAAACAUCCAUCCGUACUCUACAUCCAAACCGAUGACGAAGUAUUGGAGGCUGCUCGAAAGUACCUUCUCCCAUUCCGUCAACAACGACUACGAGAAUUGGAGGAAGAAGAGAAGAGACGAGUAAUUGAAGAACCAACUGGAUCAAAGUCGAUGAGACCCAUGAAGUCGACGGGACGUCUAAAAACUUCCAAGAGGAACAUCAAAGGAAAACCCAAAGUGCCAGAUCCAAACUUUUGGAACAUUAUUGAUCCUCACGAAGACGAUAGCGUUCGUGGAGAUACCAACCAAAAUCUUCCCGUGCCGAAUCGCCGGACGGUUGAGCAUGCAAGACCAUCAUCACCACGGAAACAGGAUAGUUUCUUGAAUGACGAUACCAAAUACCUCCCACGCACAGGCUCAUCCGAGCAGUCAACAACUGUACACACGAAGCGCGCCAUCUUAUUGGAUUCAGAUACAGAUGACGACACCGACGCACCAAAUAACAACGUCGCACCUCCGAACGAAGGGACAAAUCCAGUGCUACAUGCACCUGCUACACUGAAACAAGGAGAAACAGAAGUACACGAACGCCCGUUACAAGGUCUGUUGGGAGAAUCCGACACAGACGACGACGGAGAUGAUAAGCUGGGAUCUAAUCCGAGUACCUUGGACUCUUCACCGAUUGCAAGCAUGCCCGCUCAUGAAAGUACAUCUAUAGGUACUUCUCGUCGACAUGAGGGCAAGUCUUGGGGGGAUGCCAAGCUGACAGACAGGAUAAAUGCCACGACUGGGGGAUCCAAGCCUGCUACUAAUAGAAUUGACGCGAUGCUGGAAGACUUGUUUUUUUAAUAUGUGGUUGUGGCUUGAAUGUACUCUAUCAAUUUGUAUUGCCGUUUUACCAUGGUAUU